GCACGAUGAUGAAAUGGCUGCGUCAUGGCUGGGACGAGUGAGAAUCUGUAUAUAAGACAAUCUUGCGCCGUAUAUCUUUCCUUACCUAACGACUCACGACUUCACUUUAACAACCACUUGACUUCUCACGAACAAACCAUCAUCAUGGGCUCUGUAUUUUCUGCUAUCGGCCGUGGAAUCAAUGCCAUCAUCAGCGCCAUUGCCGCCGUCCUCGAGACGAUCGUCGGCGCGAUCACCACGGUCAUCGUCACCAUUUUCGAUGUUAUCACGGAUAUCAUAUGCUGCCGAUGCUGUGGAUCUCGUCGCAGCGGAAGGCGAUACGGUCGGAGAAGGCGAGGAGCUGCCACCUACUAAGCUCCCGGAAUCUGGCCAGAAUUGACUUGUCCCUAAUGUAUCCACCGUUGUUGUAAUACCCUAUUGUGCACUUUCUCUCUGCAAUCGCAUUCCGUCGAGUUUAUCAGUG
Messenger RNA from Mycena citricolor, 463 nucleotides. Lineage: Eukaryota; Fungi; Basidiomycota; Agaricomycetes; Agaricales; Mycenaceae. The record is from the annotation of a GenBank genome assembly.